CAUCUUCACUACUUAGGGUUGCUGAGGCCGGUUGUCGGUACUUCUUUCACUUUCCCACUCGAUCCCGCUGACCGGCACCAUGGUCCGACACAUCGAGAGUCUGGAAGAAUUCAAGGAAGCCCUGGCUGGUGCUGGACCCAAACUUGUCAUUGUAGACUUUACUGCUACAUGGUGUGGGCCAUGCAAAAUGAUUGGACCUAUAUUUGAAGCUUUGAGUCAAAGUCACCCAGAUGUUGUGUUUCUUAAGGUGGAUGUGGAUGAUGCACAGGAUGUUGCUCAACACUGCGAUAUCAAAUGCAUGCCAACUUUCCAUUUCUAUAAAAAUGGAUCAAAGGUACAUGAAUUUAGUGGAGCCAAUAAGGAUAGCUUGCUGCAGAAGCUAUUGGAGCUGAAGUGAAAAGUUUAUAACACAUUGUAAUCCAAACUUCCUUGCAUUAUAACCAUGUUUAAAAUCUGCUUCUAUAUAAUUAUAUGAAGGAAACUCUCUUGCCUUUGGUGCUGAGGUCUUAUGGAUUCCUUAUGUUUUCCAAUAAAUCUAUAUUGUACUG
Nanorana parkeri is the source of this 548-nucleotide messenger RNA. Its product is annotated as thioredoxin-like. Bases 80 to 397 code for a protein of 105 amino acids. The record is from RefSeq and is a predicted model, not a curated record. The transcript is spliced from 5 exons. Gene Ontology annotation, molecular function: protein-disulfide reductase activity. Lineage: Eukaryota; Metazoa; Chordata; Amphibia; Anura; Dicroglossidae.